This is a messenger RNA of Lepus europaeus (European hare), 1407 nucleotides long. RefSeq names its product matrix metallopeptidase 8 (gene MMP8). Gene Ontology annotation, cellular component: extracellular matrix. The record is from RefSeq and is a predicted model, not a curated record. Lineage: Eukaryota; Metazoa; Chordata; Mammalia; Lagomorpha; Leporidae. The transcript is spliced from 10 exons. Gene Ontology annotation, molecular function: metalloendopeptidase activity; zinc ion binding. Gene Ontology annotation, biological process: collagen catabolic process; proteolysis; extracellular matrix organization. Bases 1 to 1407 code for a protein of 468 amino acids.
AUGAUCUUGCUGGAGGCGCUUCCGUUUCUGCUGGUACUCCACGUGCUGCUUUCCUGGGCCUUGCCAGUGCCUUUGGGACACCCAGAAGACAAAAAUGCAGAAAUCGUUCAGAAUUACCUAGAAAAUUUCUAUCAGUUGCCAAGCCAUCGAUAUCGGUCUGCGGGAAGGAACGACACGAGUAUGUUUGUUGAAAAGCUUAAAGAAAUGCAGCGCUUCUUUGGGUUGAGUGUGACAGGGAAGCCAAAUGCAGAAACUCUGGAGAUGAUGGAAAAGCCCCGCUGUGGAGUGCCCGACGUUGGCGAAUUUAUGUUAAUCCCAGGAAACCCCAGGUGGAAACACACAGACCUGACUUACAGGAUCAUAAACUAUACCCCACAGCUGUCAACAAGUGAUGUGGAAAGUGCUGUUGAGAGAGCUUUUGGAGUGUGGAGCGCCGUAUCACCCCUGACCUUCACCAGGAUCGCGCAGGGGGAAGCAGACAUCAAUAUUGCUUUUGCCCAAGGAGAUCAUGGCGACAAUUCUCCCUUUGAUGGACCCAAUGGAAUCCUUGCCCAUGCUUUUCAGCCAGGUCAAGGCAUUGGAGGAGAUGCUCACUUUGAUGCAGAAGAAACGUGGACCAAAACCUCCAGAAAUUACAACUUGUUUAUCGUUGCUGCUCAUGAAUUUGGCCAUUCCUUGGGGCUCGCUCACUCCUCCGACCCUGGCGCCUUGAUGUAUCCCAACUACAUUUUCCGCGAACCAAGCACGUUUUCGCUCCCUCAAGAUGAUAUCAAUGGCAUUCAGGCCAUCUACGGAUCUUCAAACCGCCCUAUCCAGCCCACUGGAGCAACCACACCCACAGCCUGCGACCCCAGACUGACCUUUGAUGCUGCCACCACUUUCCGUGGAGAAAUACUCUUCUUCACAGACAAGUACUUCUGGAGACGACAUCCUUGGCUACGUAGAGUCGAACUCAAUUUUAUUUCCCUGUUCUGGCCAUCCCUGCCAAAUGGUAUACAGGCUGCUUACGAGGAUUUUGAUAGGGACCUAGUUUUCCUAUUUAAAGGCAGACAAUACUGGGCUCUGAAUGGCUAUGAAAUUCAGCGUGGAUACCCCAGAGAUAUAUCAAACUACGGCUUCCCUAGCACUGUCCAAGCUAUUGAUGCAGCUGUUUCCUACAGAAGAAAGACAUACUUCUUUGUGAACAGCCAGUUCUGGAGAUAUGAUAAUGAAAGACGGCUCAUGGAGCCAGGUUAUCCCAAAAGUAUAUCAAGAAGCUUCCCAGGAAUAGGAAACAAAGUUGAUGCGGUUUUCCAGCAGGAUUACUUCUUCCUUUUCUUUAGUGGACCAAUAUAUUAUGCCUUCGAUCUUAGUACUCAAAGAGUUACUAUGAUUUCAAGAAGCAAUAGAUGGCUGAACUGUAGAUAA